CCUCAUCCUGUGGCAGGAAACUCAAGAUGAAGCUGCUUGUCACUCUUCUCAUUUUAUUUCCACAAACUGCAGAGGCCCUCUCUCUGAGCAGUCCCCUGUUGUGCUUCAUCCUGGAUGGCUUCCUGGGAAUCUAUGGACUCAUUGUUACUGGAUUGCUGAUCAAGGAGAAGCUCUUCAAAAGGAGGGACAAAGACAUUUCAGAUGGGGACAGUAAACAGUACAGCGAUGCCGGGCCUGGUGCCAAGAGAAGACUGCAGAAACACCAGAUGAACGAUGACUCCACUUACACGGGUCUGUCUGGAGGUCGUGAGGAAUACAAGGAACUUCCCGUCAAACCAGAUCGACAAAGGCGAGGGAACCAAGAAUACGAGGAGCUCCGCCGCGACCCCAGAGAGCAGUAUGACGCGCUCCGCAUGAAGAACCGCCAUACGCCUUGACCGUCAGACCACAAGCUCAUGUUCCAGCAGAAAACAGCAAAUGACUUCUGAUUAUUGAAGAGCUCGUUUGUGCUUGAUGUAAA
Synchiropus splendidus (mandarinfish) is the source of this 520-nucleotide messenger RNA. RefSeq names its product T-cell surface glycoprotein CD3 zeta chain-like. Lineage: Eukaryota; Metazoa; Chordata; Actinopteri; Syngnathiformes; Callionymidae. Bases 27 to 437 code for a protein of 136 amino acids. The transcript is spliced from 8 exons. The record is from RefSeq and is a predicted model, not a curated record.